Molecule: messenger RNA, 3039 nt
Organism: Pseudophryne corroboree (corroboree frog)
Lineage: Eukaryota; Metazoa; Chordata; Amphibia; Anura; Myobatrachidae
Gene: DCAF10
Product: DDB1 and CUL4 associated factor 10
Exons: 7
Coding region: 486-1976 (496 amino acids)
Cellular component (GO): Cul4-RING E3 ubiquitin ligase complex
Molecular function (GO): protein binding
Source: RefSeq, a predicted model, not a curated record
UUCAGACAUACUGUAAAACAAAUCAUGCGGGUAAUGACUGGGCUCCUGCAGCGCUAGGGCAGGGUGUCGCAGCGGGGUUUUAUACACCGAGGUCUGCAUGACAGACAGACUGGCGCUUCGUGAUGAUGUCACUUGGAUUCCCUCCCUCCGUGUAACGGCGCAUCGUACAAUCUGCUGCUGCUGCUGCUGCUAAUACCCGCGGCCGGGGAAGCGCUCGUAGCGGCUGUGUAGGAAGGCAGGAGACAGGCCAGCCGUCACCCGGACGCGCACAUUCCCACGGUUACCGUGCUGCUGGGGGCCGACAAGCGGAGUGAUAAAGGACGAGCUGCGGCUGCAGCAGCGGACGUUUUGCGGUCAUGCUCCUGUGCUCCGCACCUCCUCCCAGGCCCCGGGGUGCAAACGGCUGAAGUAGGCGGAGUUAGCAGAAGUGCGGCGCUCUGCGGAUACACCAUCCCCAGCACGAAGCUGUGUCCUGGUGGAGAGACAUGAGGGCCACAGACGAGGAGACGCCGGAUGACGGCCCAAGUGACGUCACGGCAGAGGAGGACCUCCAACCUACUGAGAAUCCGACUAGCCCCGCCCCUGCGGAGGAGCAGCAGCAGGCGGCGCCAGAGGCGGAGGGUUCCGCUGCUGGGGGUGAUAGCGGAGCGGCUGGGAAGCUCUUCCAUUGGCUGAAGGACAGGUGUUGGGGACGAGGACUGUGCGUGGAUCCAGCCAGGGACAAUUACAGGACGAUGACCAGCCUGUACAGCUCCAUCCAGCCGGCUGACUCUGUGAGUCUGAGCACAAGGACACACGGGGCUGUUUUUAACCUGGAGUACUCCCCGGAUGGGUCUGUAUUAACUGUUGCGUGUGAACAAACAGAAGUCCUUCUUUUUGACCCAGUGUCUUCAAAGCACAUAAAAACACUAUCGGAGGCACAUGAAGACUGUGUAAAUAAUAUCAGAUUUCUGGACAACCGGUUGUUUGCAACCUGCUCUGAUGAUACCACAAUAGCACUAUGGGACCUGAGAAAGCUAAAUACGAAGGUUUGCACUCUGCAUGGACAUACCAGCUGGGUAAAGAACAUAGAAUAUGACACACAUACACGGCUUUUGGUGACUUCUGGAUUUGAUGGCAACGUUAUAAUUUGGGAUACGAAUAGGUGUACUGAAGAUGGUUGUCCGCACAAGAAAUUCUUUCACACUCGUUUUCUAAUGCGCAUGAGGUUAACACCUGACUGUUCAAAAAUGUUGAUUUCAACUUCGUCCGGUUAUCUAUUAAUUUUGCAUGAUUUAGAUCUGACAAAGUCCUUAGAGGUUGGCAGUUAUCCUAUACUGAGAGCAAGAAGAACCGCUUCCACUUCAGAUGUGACUACAUCACCUACAUCCUCUGAUGCCAGACCAUCAAGCUCUCCGUGUCAUCACAGUGAUUUGGGCUCACUAUUCGAGAAACACACUUCCCGUGCCUCACAAAGAGAAGGCACUUCCCCCCGUAACAGCCUAGAGGUUUUAACCCCAGAAGUUCCAGGGGAGAGAGAUCGCGGAAACUGUAUUACAUCACUACAACUCCACCCCAAAGGCUGGGCUACACUGCUACGCUGCUCCAGCAAUACUGAUGACCAAGAGUGGACCUGUGUGUAUGAGUUUCAGGAAGGAGUUCCUGUACCUCCAAUUUCUCCUCGCUGCUCUUUGAGACUAACCCACUACAUUGAAGAAGCCAACGUAGGCCGAGGCUAUAUUAAAGAACUGUGCUUCAGCCCAGAUGGACGCAUGAUUGCCUCUCCGCACGGAUAUGGGAUCCGCUUGUUAGGAUUUGAUUCCCAGUGCAGUGAGCUUGUAGACUGUUUGCCUAAAGAAGCUGGAACUUUACAGGAAAUUCGAUCUCUAUAUUCUCAUAAAGAUGUAGUGCUGACAACAAAGUUCUCUCCCACACACUGUCAGAUAGCAUCAGGGUGCCUUAGUGGGCGGGUCUCCCUGUACCAGCCCAAGUUCUAACUACUAGGCAACAUAUUCCCAUGACCAGGAUGAGGAUCAACGUGUUGCCAGCUCUUAGAACAGACAUCAGUAUGUACCCAUUGCCUGAAGAUAUCAAAUCUAUUAUCUUUAGAUACUAGUUUUAGUCGGGAAGGAGACUGCACUGGUUUUAAUGGUGACUUUAUUUUUCUCAGUUGGAUAUUAUGUUCUAUAUUUGGUUCAACUCCAAAAAAAUCAUACAUUAGAAAUUAAGCCUCUGCUUUCACAUAUUUGCAAGUUUCACUUUAGCACAUUUAGUAAUAGAGAUGUUCUUAAUAAAUAAUAUAAUAAGCCCAUAUAUAGCUCCAACUGGUGACAGCAAAAAACUGUAGCUAUAUAUUUGUCAUUAUUUAAUUACAAUGUACAAUGGGGUAUAUUAUGUAAUGAAUGUUACUGAGCUGUGCUUGCUGUUGGUCUUCUUACCAAUUAGGUAAUCAGGCUUCAAGGUCCCAUUACUAAAGUGAUAAUGAAAUGAUGUAAAGCUGCUGUGUCAUGUGACUGUCAUUGCAUUUAAUCCACAUGACCUGUUACUCGCAGUUUGCAGCCACUGUUUUUAGACGUGGGGUUUUUCUUUGUUUUGUUUUUGACUAUGGAAAAGAUUUUUUGUAGAACAUGCAUCAAUUAUUUUUGAAAUGUGUUUCCUAGUGGAAUAAUGUGUAUUAAGUAAAAGUCUCAUCUAUGGUAACCUUUCUUGUUGUACUAAAUAUUGUUAUUUACAAGUAUAAAGUGACAUACAUGAGCUUUCACAUAAAUUGACUCUUUAAUCAAAACAGUAUUGGAACGUGGAAUGAAUCUACCAAAGAAGUACACCCGAGUAAAGUAACUGAGCAUCAGUGUACUUCACUGACCACAAUCUUGGUUGGCAAGAAGCUGCCAAAUGUUCUAGGAAGUGCAGUCUUUGCUGUGUGUGAAUAUUGGCGGAUCUUACAGGAUAUGUGGAUGGCAUCAAACACAGUAACGCCGAAAGUAGCUAUCUUUAUAGGAAAACUCCAAAAGAUACUCCAUGAAAUACUACUUUUAAAUAAAUAAAUAUAUUUAAAUUCUA